AUAUCAUUCGUGUUUGUUAGAGACUAUUGUACGGUGAAAAUGUCGUUUGCAAGGGCCAAAAGAUUUGUCUACAAGGAACCUGAGAUAAAGGUAUCUCCUGCCGACUACGAUGUACCAUGUUCAUUGGGAAAAGUAUUUACUUCCUCCACGGAAUGUCAAGGAUAUUACACAAAGAAUGCUGAAAGAUCUUCUUUAGCGGGUAAACAGUUGAGCUGCAGGUGCAGAAGAAACCCACCAAUUACCUCAAAUACUAGAAAUGGUUCAAGUUACAAUGAACGUAAUUUUCGAAGAGGUCUAAAAGCAUGCUCGACUCCGGAUAAGAAAAAAAUUAACAUUACCGAUUCAGACAAAAUUAAAGAAAGGGAAAGUAUUUUUACCAGAUCUGACACUAAGAGAAUUUCUUUCAGAGAAAAGAAUAGCUCAUAUAUACAAAACACAGACAAGAAUAUAGAGUAUAAGCAGAAUGGGUCAAAUCGGCUAAAUGAUAUAAAAUUUUGUACAAUCGAAGAAUUCUUUGACGACGAUUACCACAGUUACACAAGUUCCGAAGAUAUUAGGAACACGGAAAAAAGUUGUGUGAAGCAUUAUACUGAUUCUAGUAGAAGCAAUUUUGAAAAGAAGAUUUUAGACAAAAUAGAUCAUGUAAGCCGGGAUAUAAAUAAUCUUCACAAUUCUUUUAAAGAAUUCAAAGAUGACUUAUUAGUAAAUCAAUGUCAAAAUAAGCUAAACAAAAUUGGAAAUACCACUAAUCACACCAUUACUCCAACCCAUCGUUAUAAUUAUAAAAGUCAGUUAUCAGACAAAAUCCAAAAUGAAAUUUAUAAUGCUAUCGAGAAUUUGAAAACAGAAUUUUCAUCUCAACAAAAUUCCAUAAUUAGGGAUGCUAUUCUUAAAAUCGGUAGCAUUGCAGGAGAUAUGUAUAGCAACAGAGAAAGAUGUAAUAUUCAAAUUGAAGAUUUGUGUUAUAAAAUAGUAUCAGAUUUAAACAAAAAUAUUUUAAAUUUAGUCGACGAAGAUAGAACAUUAGAAUUUGAAACUUCUCUGCAAAGUGAUAUGGAGUUAAAAGAGAUUGAUGCCAUUCUUAAUCCUGAUAACCAUUUUUUUUACUACGAAGAUAUUUGUAAGACGCUUACAAAUCAUUUACAGAUUAGCCAAAAGGAACUAGAUGAUUUGAAGAAAGAUAAAACGGAAAUAAUGAUUAAAUCCUGCAAUGCUCAUAAAGAGAUUAAUAACCAGACAUCAGUACUAAGGAAACUUCAAGAAGAGUUAACAAUCUUAAAGAACAGCUUUAAAUAAUAGGUUUAUUUUAUGGAACUACUUACGUAACAUUAGUUUUAGUGUGUUUGUACUUUUUUUACUAGUAUUUUAAAUACUUUUUUACUAUUGGGCUUCAUGUUUUAGAUAAGUGAAUUUUCAAAUCAAUCUCUAGAAAUAUCAGUUUACAUACUCUUCUGGCAGUCAACGUUACAAUUCUCUAUUUUCCUUCUUUCUUUUUAGCUUAGUCAUUAUGUUUUAGCUCAAAAUUAUCUGUAAUAUUAUAGCUCUGUAUUAAAAAUUGUAAUACCGCUUCUACGGCUUUUCUAUUUGGCUCUAUUUUUUUAUUUAAGUUUUUUUUAGAUAUAUUUUGCUAAUUUUUUAUUAAGUUCAUGGUUUCUAAUGUUUCGAAUUCUCUGCAUCAAUUUGACUGUCUUCUUCUGACUUUCUUUUCUUUAAUGGCAUAGGCUAAUGGAUGUCACAUUCACAUUUGUAAUUUUACGAGUUGCUUUUUUGCUAUUAUUUAUAGCUUUUACAUGGUUUAUAUUACACAUUUCCUACUUUAAUUGUUGUCAUUUAAAUUGAAAAUUUAUUUUGGUUUUUAUUACCCUUUAGACGCUUUUUCUUAUUUAACUUAUGUGUUUGUAGUAAUACUUUUAGAGGGUCGUGACGACCCACAAAUAUAUAUAAAUAUUUGUCACCAUUUACAGACUUCAUGAUUUCGUUCAAAGGUUUUGAAUCUAUA
Diabrotica balteata is the source of this 1999-nucleotide messenger RNA. The record is from the annotation of a GenBank genome assembly. Lineage: Eukaryota; Metazoa; Arthropoda; Insecta; Coleoptera; Chrysomelidae.